This is a messenger RNA of Chionomys nivalis (European snow vole), 1040 nucleotides long. RefSeq names its product phospholipase A2 group IIC (gene Pla2g2c). The transcript has 5 exons. The coding region runs from base 19 to 471 and encodes 150 amino acids. Gene Ontology annotation, biological process: lipid catabolic process; positive regulation of fibroblast proliferation; fatty acid biosynthetic process. NCBI's taxonomy places the organism in Eukaryota, Metazoa, Chordata, Mammalia, Rodentia, Cricetidae. Gene Ontology annotation, molecular function: signaling receptor binding; calcium ion binding; phospholipid binding. The record is from RefSeq and is a predicted model, not a curated record.
CUCCUGGUCUCUUUGGAAAUGAAGGUCAUUGCUAUAUUCCUUGUCUUCAUCUUCUGCUGGACGACCUCCACCCUCAGCAGCUUCUGGCAGUUCCAGAGGAUGGUCAGACACAUCACAGGGCGCAGCGCCUUCUUUUCCUAUUAUGGAUACGGCUGCUACUGUGGGCUAGGAGGCAGAGGGAUCCCUGUGGACGCCACAGACAGGUGCUGCUGGGCUCAUGACUGCUGCUACCACCAGCUGAAGGAGCAUGGCUGCCAGCCCAUCUUGAAUGGCUACCAGUUCAGCGUUGUCAAUGGGACUGUGGCUUGUGGAUGCCUCCCGGGUGGCAGCUGCCUCUGCGGGCAGAAGGCCUGUGAGUGUGACAAGCUGUCUGCGUACUGCUUCAAGGAAAACCUGAACACCUAUGAGAAAGCCUUCAGGCAGGUCUUCCCCAGCAAGCCCCAGUGUGGCCGACACAAACUCCGGUGCUAGCGAGGCCACCGUCCCCAUCACACGGCACCUACUCUAGUCAUGGUCCUUCUGGCAAACUGUCUCCGGCCACCUCUGACAGCUCCCAGGCUCCUGGAGCUCCGCAUUGCUGUCCAGGGAGUGUCUUCUCACUCAGCGCUGGGGUCUGGAAAUGAGACAUGGAGGAAUCCCUGCUCUGGAAACAGACCCUGCGUGCCUGGCAAUUAACUGACACCUUCCAACCGAAGUCUGCCUUCUGUGAACCCGCUGGCAGGAAGAAGGCUGGUCUGGUGUCUCAGAAAACUGGGUGCCAUUGCAACGAUGAUGUUCACCACUACCACAAGGAUGUCAUGGCAAAGAUGACAUGAAGAAAUGGAGAGAUGAUGGGCAGUCUAUCUAAGGCACCCUAAAUCCCCACCCCCAUUUAGAAGCCUCUGGUCCUGUAAGACUUAAAUCUAGUGACCAGUAAACAGGGAAGGUCUAAUUGAGGUGGAGUCAGUUCUGUGUGGCCAGCCUGGCAUAGUGGAUCUCAGGCAUAGCUGUGACCACACUUGUCUCCCUGUUUGGUGGCACUUGCCUUUUGUGCCCUAGCA